AUGGAGCAUAAUCUUACACUUUAUGGGUUGAGCAUUCUGUUGAUCUCCUUCAUAGUAGCUUAUUAUCUGAUCAAGUUUCUUCAAGAAGUAUGGUGGAAGCCAAUGGAAAUUCAACACCAAUUGCAAUCACAAGGCAUCAAGGGCCCUCCUUACAUGUUUAUGGACGGAAAUGCAACAGAAAUCUUGGAAAGGAGGCGAAAUUCCCUGAGCAGAAAGAUUCAAUUAUUCGACGACAUGUUCCCUACUCUGCAGCCACAUAUACACUUGUGGACCAAAAUCUAUGGGAAGAAUUUUCUGCACUGGCCUGAUGCAAGAAGAGCUGAACUGGUUGUAACAGAGCUGGAGUUGGUACAAGAAUUGCUGGAUGACAAAGAACAGUCUUUUUCAAGACCAGGAGUUGAUACACAUUUGCAGAAGAUGAUUAUUGGAGAUGGAGAUUUUACUUCUCCAGGUGAAAAAGGUGCAAAAUUUAGGAAGCUGGCUGAUCAAGCCUUCCAUGAUACAAGCUUGAAUAACAUGAUCCCAUCAAUUGUUCAAUGUGUUGAUGGGAUGCUGGGAAAAUGGAAGCAAUACGAGGGAAAGGAAAUUGAUAUCUUUGAAGAGCUCUGGUUGUUGAGUGCUGAAGUUAUCUCAAAAACUGCAUUUGGAGUUAGUUCUGUGAAGGGUCAACUCAUUUUCGACAUUUUUAGGAAGUUGAUGAGUUUAGACACAGAGAAUUCUCAAAAAGUUAGGUUUUUUCCGGUUAUCAGCAUGAUAUUCAAAGAUGAUGAAAUGGAUAAGGAAGCAGAAAAGCUUGGGAAACAGAUUCGAAUCUGUUGUUUGGAGAUGGUGGAAAAGUGGCAUUUCAAGUUAGCAUUUGAGGAAAAACACUGCAAUGGAGAUGAUUUCCUAGGGUUACUCAUGAAAGAUGACAUUGAUUCGGAAGCGACUAAUAAGAUUCCAACUGAAGAAACAAUCAGUCACUUCAAGGUUAUUUACAGUGCAGGACAGGCAAAAACAUCAGUUUUGCUCUCAUGGACAAUGCUUCUGCUAGCCAGUCACGCAGAUUGGCAAGAAAAAGCCCGGGAGGAGGUCAUCAGGUUGUUUGGUCAGGAAACUCCAAACUCAGAAGGGAUCUCAAGAUUAAAAACGAUGAGCAUGAUCAUAAAUGAAUCUUUAAGACUAUAUCCACCCAUUGUUAAUGCAGGAAGAAAGGCGAAGAAAGGGACAACAUUGGGGAAGCUCAUUCUUCCUGCAAACAUUGAUGUCCAUGUUCCCAUAUUAGCAAUUCACCAUGAUCCCAAACUAUGGGGAAAAGAUGCACACGUUUUCAAUCCAGAAAGAUUCUCAAAUGGGGUUUCUGCUGCAACUAAGGAUGAUCCAGCAGCAUUUUUGCCAUUUGGUCUAGGCCGUCAAACUUGUGUUGGAGCAGAUGUUGCAUCUAUUGAAGCCAAGAUCACACUCUCAAUGAUAUUGCAACGCUAUUCUUUUACACUUUCUCCAAAUUAUGUACACUCCCCGAUCGACAGUCUGCUCCUCUGGCCUCAGCAUGGAAUUCAAUACAGAAGGCAGUGGUUUUUGUUGGAAACCAUGGCAUUUUUAUCCUCCAUUUUUCUCUGCUUCUUCAUACUUGUUCUUGUAAGAAUCAUAUACAAGUGUUUAUGGGCUCCAAUCCGCCUGCAAUACCUGAUGAGUUCCCAAGGAAUCAAAGGGCCUCCUUACAAGUUCAUAUACGGAAACACGAAGGAAAUCUUCAACAUGAAAACGAAAUCUAUGAGUAGCCCCAUGGACCUUUCACAUGACUUAUUACCAAGAAUUCAGCCUCACAUUCAUACAUGGAGGAAAUUAUAUGGUAAGAACUUCCUAAUCUGGGGUGGUAUUGAUCCUCAACUGGUUAUCACUGAACCUGAGCUGAUCAGAGAAAUCUUUAGCAACAAAGUUGGCGCCUACAGAAAACCUAAAUUUGACAACUUUGUGAAGAAACUCUUAGGUGAUGGGCUCGUUGCAACAGAAGAUCUCGAUAAAUGGUUGAAGCUCAGAAAGCUGGCAAACCAUGCUUUCCAUGCGGAGAGCUUAAAAGAAAUGAUUCCAGCAAUGAUCGAAAGCAUGGAACCUGUGCUUGAAAAAUGGAGGACACUCAAAGGGAAGGAAAUAGAUGUAUAUGAAGAAUUCAGGCACUUGACAUCAGAGAUUAUAUCCAGGACAGCUUUCGGAAGCAGUUACUUAGAAGGGAAGAACAUAUUUGACAUGAUGACGCAGCUCGGCUUCUACAUUUUCAAAAAUGAUGGUAAAGUUAGAUUCUUUAAGGACAGAAAAUAUUUUCAAACAGCUGAUGAGAUUGAGUCGGAUAAAAUCGAACAGUCACUACGAGAAACCAUCAUGUCAAUUGUAAAGAAAAGAGAAGAUGGAGUUAAGAUGGCCAAGACAGAUGAUUUUGGGAGGGAUUUUCUUGGAUCCCUGCUGAAAGUUCACCAUGCAGCAGAAAUAAAAAGCAGGAUUUCGGUAGAUAACAUUGUUGAUGAAUGCAAGACAUUCUACCUUGCGGGCCAUGAAACAAUCAGUUCUGCCCUCACUUGGACCGUUCUACUAUUGGCAAUUCACACAGAUUGGCAAGAGAAGGCAAGAAAAGAAGUGUUUGAAGUUUACGGCCAAGAAAAUCCAAAAGCAGAAUGCAUUCCUAAACUGAAAAACUUAACGAUGAUCAUCAAUGAAACUCUGCGGCUAUAUUCCCCGGUACACUUGUUCAUUAGAAAGGUCGCAAAAGAAGUGAAACUUGGAGAGCUUAAACUUCCUGCUGAUACCUCCUCCAUGUAUUAA
Molecule: messenger RNA, 2796 nt
Organism: Oldenlandia corymbosa var. corymbosa
Lineage: Eukaryota; Viridiplantae; Streptophyta; Magnoliopsida; Gentianales; Rubiaceae
Source: the annotation of a GenBank genome assembly